Molecule: messenger RNA, 521 nt
Organism: Oncorhynchus mykiss (rainbow trout)
Lineage: Eukaryota; Metazoa; Chordata; Actinopteri; Salmoniformes; Salmonidae
Source: RefSeq, a predicted model, not a curated record
AUGUCCUCCUUAACUCUGUCUACCUCCACAGGCACUUUAAUCAGUCACUGUGAUGUGAAGAACACCACCACCUACCUAGAGGUGAAUAACUGCAGGUCCUCUGUGCCGGUGGAAAUCUCAGCCUGUGGGGGAUCCUGUGGAACAUCUUCUAUGUACUCUGCAGAGAAAAACACCCUGAUGCACUCCUGCUCCUGCUGUCAAGAGAUGUCUACCAGUGAGAGGAAGGUGGAGAUGGUCUGCCCUGAUGGGAAGAAGAUCAUGCAGUCCUACAUUUACAUUGAUAAGUGUGGCUGCCAUGACUCUGAGUGUGACAAGAACAACCACUUAGAUUAGGCCUUGACGAAUUAAGUCUUUUAAAAUGUUCUUAUUUACCUGCAUGGAAUAUUCAAUAGUUUUAUCUAAAGGGAACCAAUAGGGUCUGUCUCAUUAUCAUAUAGGCUACUUUCAUGAACUGUAUGUUCUUUCUCUCUACACUAUCAUAGACAUUAUGCAAACCUAUUAAACUGAUGAAGAAGCAUGAA